CGAUGCAGCCAGUGAGUCUGUCUCAAAUUUCCUGAAAAGGCUGGAGCACGUUUUCUUCUUGAUGGUCGAACCUCUGACCCUCGAAAACUACAAGGCGCAGUUCGACGAGGAGGACCCUUUCGAUGCUGAGGAUAUGGAGGAGAUGAGCGACUCCGAAACCUUUGAUUUCGAGUCCAUGCCACUUCCUCGGGUGGUUGCACAGGUUGAUGAUGAAGGGGAAGGUGUUCCUCGGAAAUAUAGCAUGUCCCCUGCCGGUUUGAAGCAUGUGUUUGAGCGUGAAACAGUCGAGGACCAAUCUUCUGAUGACGGGGAAGAAGAGAGAGACUAUGAUUACAAACCUGGUGACAAGCUCCCUAGGGACCAUGAUACCUGGGAUAAUGACAGGCUCUUCUUCUACGGGAAGCAUCACCGGCUCACGUCAAAGGAUGUCUGGGGCCACAACGUCGUCUGGCACCCCAGGAAAUUCCAACCUGCUGGAAAGACUGGAAAGUGGGUCAUGGCAAUGAAGGAAGUCGAUGGUAAGUGGAGUGGCAUGAACAGACAAGGAGCGGGUCCAUUUAAGAAAAAGGCAACAGAAGCUUUGGUGGAGCAUUUGGGGGUUAUGAACCUCGACAGGAUCCUGCCGGACGUCAAUGCGUAUGCAGGCCAAAAGCUAGAUGAGUUGUACGCCAACAAAAUGUUGGAGUUUCGAGCGCCUUUCUAUGCACUCGAGACGAGACCGUCUCGUGGCAUUGACUGGCGCAUGUCCCAACCUCCGUCGGGUGGUCAGCAUCCGGGAGGCGGUGGGCGAGGUGAUGGAGGAGACAGCGCAGGACCCGGUGGAGGAGCUGACGGAGGAGACGACUCAGGAUCUGGUGACGACGAAGCAAAGGGAAAGGGGCCAGGCGAAACGUCGUCGGAACCAAAGGGCUCCGCGGAAAACGGUUCGGCGAAAAAGGGUCCGGCGGAAAGGGGUCGGGCGGAAAGGGGUCGGGCGGAAAGGGGUCAGGCGGAAAGGGGCCGGGCGGAAAGGGGCCGAGCGGAAAGCAUAGAGCGUUCGGGAGUCAUGAGUCUAGCGGAACUGAAAGCUGUUGCGAAGGGAGUCGAGACUCGGACAUGCGAGACGAGGCGGCACGGAGGUCUUAUCAAGUGCGAGUACAUUCGCACUUAGCAAGAGUGCUGCGGAUCCGGGGAAGAGGAGCUGUCACAGGGCGCACAUGCUGUGCAUCGGGAAGAGGAGACUCAACACUGGCCGCCUCGCAGAGUGUUGGAUGAUCUCGACGCAGGAGUGUUGGAGACCAGGGCCAGCGGGCAUCUACGUCAUCCUUCAAAGGGUGCGUCCGUCGACUUAGAGAGCAAGAGUACACCACCUUCGGGGGAAGGGGACCUCUCACAUGAAGCGCAUGUUGUGCAGCGGGAAGAGGAAACUCAACAUUGGCCGCCUCACGAAGUGUGGGAGGGGCUCGAUGUUGGAGUGUUUGAGACCGAUGCUAGUGAGCAUCAGUGUCAUGCUUCGGAGGGCGCGUCCGUCGAUGUGGAGAGCAAAAGUGCAGCAGCUUUGGGGGAAGAAAACCUCUCACAGGAAGCGCAUGCUGUGCAGCGGGAUGUCGGGUCGGGCGGAGGUGAGAGCCACUGCGCAGGGAGUCGAGAUUCUAACACGCUCGUCGGGAAUGCCAUCAACAUCGGGGACACCGAUUUGGUUUUGCACAGCGGGUCGCCACUGACGAUGCAAGAGGGUGGCGUUAAGGGAGGUCAUGAGACGUUUGUGGAAGGCAAAGACCGUGGGCGGGAAGGACGUGCAUGGAGGUUUGGGAAAGCUUGUCUUUGUGGCUAUGAGGAGGGUGAAGAAGGACCCGUGGUGGAAACUCGGCUUCGUGACGAUGAGGAAGGCGAAGGACUCGUGGGGGAAGCUAAGCUUUUUGGCGGUGAGGUGUUGGCUCGGCUAAAUGACGAUGAGGCAGGCGAGGAAACCGUGGGGGGAACUCAGCCUUAUGCUCGUGACGUGUCAACUGGGCUUCAUGCCGGUGAGGUGUCGGCUCGUCCGAUGGGUUCGGAGAGGACAGAUCAUGAUUCUCAGUCCACCAGCUGCAGUGAAGAGAAAGGUGAUCGAGCGUUUGCCCUCAGUUCCGGUCGGGAAACGGUGCUUCAUGAAGCUACGAAGUUGGUUAGCGACUUUGCUGCCAUCGAGCUGGUUAGCGUCUCAGGGGUGGUCGAGAUGCAGAACAUCGAAUCCUCCACGGACGUCGGCACAGUGGCGCGACAGGAGGUCGGUUCCCCUCGACGGACUCCCGAGCACGGUAAGAUUUGUGAACAGUAGCACUCUCACAUCUGUCCAUGUUCAGCUCUGUGGUCAUCCACAUUGAAUUGAUGGGCUCAUGUGGCUAUUACCACUUCUUAAACAAAAGUUUGUGGGUUGU
Messenger RNA from Chara braunii, 2396 nucleotides. Lineage: Eukaryota; Viridiplantae; Streptophyta; Charophyceae; Charales; Characeae. The record is from the annotation of a GenBank genome assembly.